Molecule: messenger RNA, 3030 nt
Organism: Lates calcarifer (barramundi perch)
Lineage: Eukaryota; Metazoa; Chordata; Actinopteri; Centropomidae
Product: protocadherin alpha-8-like
Exons: 1
Coding region: 473-2875 (800 amino acids)
Biological process (GO): homophilic cell-cell adhesion
Cellular component (GO): plasma membrane
Molecular function (GO): calcium ion binding
Source: RefSeq, a predicted model, not a curated record
CUUGCUGGGCAAAACAUUUAAUAAAUUCACACUGAUUUCGCUUGACUUUUAUGUGUGUAGCAGAGAGAGCGAGAGAAAGAGAGAGAGAGAGAGAGAGAGAGAGAGAGAGAGAGAGAGAGAAUAAAUAGUACGUACAUAACUAUAAGGACGUUGUAGUCCUGUCCGUGGUAUUUAAGUGCUGGUGAUCAUUAUAUUUCACACCUGCCUAGUGUGACUUAAUGAUUCUAAAUCGUCUAAAAUGUUGUCCUCUUGGUGUCACUGUUACAUUAUUAUUGCUAUAAAGUACUUAGUCCCUCCCUUAACCAACCUUUUGUUUGGUACCUUAGAGCAGAUGAUACAUUUCAUUUCGGGAUGUGAGUCGGAUGAGAUGGUGUACCCUGUUUUGUAAACAUGCUAUACUGAACGGGUCGGAUAUAGUUAUUUCAUGUGCUGAAGAAACAGACUUCGGUCUGCUUAUGCUUGCUGGAUAACGAUGGGGAGCGAAAGACGAUUUAGAUCAAAGGAGCAUUUGUUUGCUUUUCAUUUUUUCUUAAUGCUGAUUUUCGGAAAGCAGGCUGUGGGUGAAUUGAGGUACUCUAUUCCAGAGGAGAUGAAAGAGGGAACCCUUGUUGGAAAUGUAGCCAAGGAUCUCGGUCUGGACAAAACAGCUUUGUUGGAUCGGCGGUUCCGUGUUGUGUCUGGAUUGAAGGAAGCUUUUUUCGAGGUAAAUCCGGAUAGUGGUGCUUUACAGGUCCAAAAGAAAAUCGACAGAGAGGAGCUCUGUCAGGGAGGUGGUGCAUGCUUGAUGGAGCUGAAAAUCCUUGUUGAAAACCCCUUGGAAAUACACUAUGUAGUUGUGGAAAUUACUGAUGUAAAUGAUCACUCUCCCAGUUUUUCUGAAAAGGUUCAGACAUUUGAAAUAGCAGAACAUUCAUCUCCGGGAACGCGAAUCGAACUGCAUGCGGCCCGUGAUCCCGAUGCUGGAAUGAACUCUAUCCGCACAUAUACAUUGACGUCAAAUGAUCACUUUGAAAUAGAAAUUAGUCAAAACGAUGAAGAUAAAAUACCAUUUUUAGUGCUUAAGAAGUCGUUAGACAGAGAACAAAAGAAUCAACACUUGCUAUUUGUGACAGCAGUUGAUGGGGGGAAACCUCCGAGAUCUGGAACGCUAAAUGUUUCCGUUACUGUUCUAGAUAUCAAUGAUAAUCGUCCAAUGUUUAGUCAGGAUAUUUACCAAACAGAGAUAUAUGAAAAUGUCUCAGUUGGAACUAUUGUUACAAAAGUCAGUGCAACAGAUCCAGACGAAGGGACAAAUGGGGAAAUCGAGUACAGCCUCAGCAAAACAUUACCACGCAAAGUCUACGAGAUAUUUGAAUUGGAUAGUUUAAGCGGACAAAUUAAAGUGAGAGGAGAACUGGAUUUUGAGGAAUCAGAGGUUUAUAAACUAGAUGUUCAGGCUUCGGACAAGGGAGCACCACCAUUAACUAGCAGAUGUAGAGUUAUUGUGAAGAUAAAAGACAUCAAUGAUAAUCCACCUGAAAUAGAAGUGACAUCAGUGUCCAAUAUAGUGUCUGAAGACUCAAAGCUUGGCACUGUUAUUUCACUUAUUAGUGUGACAGAUAAAGACUCUGGUGUUAAUGGAAAAAUUAUUUCAAGCAUAACUGAGGAAGUUCCUUUUGAAUUAAAACCGUCUUAUAAGGAAAACACAUAUUCUCUUGUUACUACACGAUUUUUGGAUCGAGAGGAGGUGUCACAUUAUAUAAUAACAAUACAAGCCACCGAUUGCGGCGAAAUGCCCUUGUCCACUUUUAAAACUCUUACCAUUCAGAUAUCAGAUGUAAAUGACAACAGUCCAUGUUUCUCCCAAAAUCCAUUACAGUUUUACUUGUUAGAAAAUAAUGUUGCUGGGAAGCCGAUAUUCUCUGUUAGCGCAACGGACAAUGAUUUGAAUGACAAUGCAGCUAUUUCCUAUCAUAUUGUGAGAGAAGGGAAUGAUAUAAUGUCUUUCCUAAACGUAAAUCCUGAUAAUGGAGAUAUCACCGCGCUAAAAAGUUUUGACUUUGAAACACUGAAAACUUUCCAGUUCCAAGUUGUUGCAUCAGAUUCUGGAACUCCGUCAUUAAGCAGCAACGUCACAGUGAACGUGUUCAUUCUGGAUCAGAACGACAACGCUCCAGUCAUCCUGUAUCCAGUCAGCUCUAACGGUUCUGCUGAAGGUGUGGAGGAGAUUCCCCGCAAUGUGAACGCAGGACACUUGGUGAUUAAAGUCAGAGCCUAUGACGCUGAUAUAGGAUAUAACGGCUGGUUACUGUUUUCACUGCAGGAAGUUACUGACCACAGUCUCUUUGGUUUGGACCGCUAUACAGGACAGAUCAGAACACUUCGCUCAUUCACAGAGACAGACGAGACUGAGCAUAAACUGGUCAUACUGGUCAAAGACAAUGGGAACGUUUCACUCUCAGCAACAGCUACUGUGAUUGUCAAACUUGUGGAGCCCAAAGAGGCUUUUGCAGCUUCUGAUGUCAAAAGUGCAGCAAAAGCAGAUGAGGAUAAUACUGUGACUUUCUAUCUGAUGGUAACUUUGGGCUCAGUGUCAGCACUUUUUCUCAUCAGUAUCAUUGUGCUGAUUGCAAUGCAGUGCUCAAAAUCCACAGACCAUACUUCUAAAUAUCUACAAGAGACAAAUUAUGAUGGGACACUGUGUCACAGCAUCCAGUAUAGAUCUGGCGACAAACGGUACAUGCUAGUUGGACCCAGAAUGAGUAUAGGAUCGACUAUAGUCCCGGGGAGCCAUGCAAAUACACUAGUGCUACCUGACAGGAGGAGGACAUCUGAAGAGGUAAGCUGGUUUACUUUCAGGUUUGAUAGGGAUCGUGGCGCACACACUUUUUUGUGAUUUAAAUAUGUAUAAUUUGGGGGAGAGGCUCAAUGGGCUAAUCUGAGUGACAAUGGCGCUAUCCAUUGUGCUGAGUUUACUUUUGUUAAUGUGUUUGAUAUAGCCGCGAGCUACAAUUUAUGCGUCUUAGUGAAAUCGACAGUAUUAUUUUAAAA